This is a messenger RNA of Liolophura sinensis, 2646 nucleotides long. RefSeq lists its product as uncharacterized. The record is from RefSeq and is a predicted model, not a curated record. The transcript is spliced from 11 exons. Gene Ontology annotation, molecular function: sequence-specific DNA binding. Lineage: Eukaryota; Metazoa; Mollusca; Polyplacophora; Chitonida; Chitonidae. Bases 103 to 1605 code for a protein of 500 amino acids.
UCUAUGAGCUUUGAGAUCCACAUUUACAUCCAGUUACGGUGGUCAAACUGAGAAAUUUAACGACUAUGACAGCGAGAGCGACCGCUGAACAACCGUGUCACGAUGCCUACUUGUUGGGCGAUAGGCUGCAGUAACGUGCAGGGUAAAGCUGGGAAGAACAGAAACAAAACCACUUCUGGAGAGCCUUUGCCAGAAAAUGAAAAGUUGUCUUUUCACCGAUUUCCAUUUACGAAACCAGACCUAUUGAAACAAUGGCUUCAAAAUGUUGGCAGGAAGUGGCGGUCAGAUCAUGCAUCUUCUUCAAUGUGUCUUUGCUCUGUACAUUUUUUGAAAGACUGCUUCGAGUUCGACACAUUCGGUCAUCUUAUGCUCACAGAAAAAGAGAGACUAAAACGAAAGCGGCGUCUGAAGGAGGAUGCUGUUCCGACUUUAUUCGCUGCCUCAUCGUCUUCUGAAUGCAGGACUUCUGCAAAGUUUAAGGAACUUGUGGACUCCUUCUCUGCUAACGAUGAAAAAACAAAAGAUAUUUCACCUUACCCAGUGUCACUUUUCCAAAUAAUACAUCCGUAUCAACAGUCCAUUCAGUUACCAUCUGAUGAUAACACUGCUGUGAAGACUGAAGCAGAUGAGAAAUCAACUUCAGAGGAAAUUAAUCCUGAUUUUUUAAAAACAGAAUUGGAGGAUCCAGAGAACCAUAAAUUCUCUAAGAAAGAAACUGGUGAAGGCAUCUCUGGUCUGCGGCAACCUAGACACACACGUACCUCACAGGAUGUUGUGUAUUUUCCUGAGCCCAUGGUACCAGAACCUGAAUGUACCGAAUUAGAGGGGACGAGCAGGUCAGUCUCUGAAGCUCUGUCACAGACGGACUCUAGCCAAGAAAGAGCAAAUAUACAGUGUCCUCAGGAUGCGGUUGAUACCUCUGACCACAGCAAUUCCAAGACAGAUUGUAACGAUUUUCCAGAGACCAGAUUGACAGAUGCUCAGACUCAAUCCAAGCAGGACAAGGAAACUCAGAUGGAAUACCUUGGCCCAUGUACAGGGGUUCCUAAUACAGAAUCUGAAACACAACAGCCUGAAAGUCAAAGCGACAACCAGUCUAGCAAAAUGAAUCCACUGUUUUCCUGCCCAAACACAACUUUGGCAACUACAGAUGAUAUUUAUGGCAUACCACAAAAAAUUUUUGUGGAGAGAAAAGCUGGAGAGCCCCCAACAGAAUACAUAGCGGCAUUUGUUUACCUUCCUGAUGAUAAAAAGCCUGACAAAUCAAAGAAGGUAUUAGGAGUUGAUAAAAAGGGAUUGAUAUACCUUCCUCGUGACACCUAUGAUAGCAUCGCUGAAUCUGGCCCCAUGGUUCAAGACUCAGAGCAGGACUCCGAAUGUGAACCUACAGAGGAAGAAAAGCUACAGCAUGGAUCCUAUUCCUCAAAGCAUGAUCACCCUUACUGCUCAAGUAGAUCAGUCAGUAGGAGUGUACAAACCAAAGACGUACCAUUGGUCCCUGUGAAAAGAAGUCGAAGGAAAAAGAAAAGAGGGAGAAAGCGUAAAUUGAAGACAACAGAAACAGGAUCAGAAAAAAAGGAUAUGCCCAAACAUAUAGAGACAUAGAGACCAAAACUACAGAAGACUGACAGAUUUUUUUUGUGUUUAAUAUAUAGACAUAACGUCAACAUCUGCAUCUGUGUCUUCUAUUAAACCAUUUCAGCUGCAGGCAGUUGAUAUGCAUGAAGAAACCCAGCUUCUGCGUAAUUCAGGAAUCUGAGAUGGAAGAACACAUUAAAUGUGUCAAUCUUUGACUCAAAGACUUCAGUGCAGAUGUUCUUGAAAACAACUCCACUCUGCUGUUGCCAUGACUAUUGUAUAAUGGUUCUUGUGUUGAUAUGAAAUGAAUUAGCUUCCAAGUUGCCUAGUCAUGAUCGUGUGCAUGUUUACAGUAAAACAGAUGUGGUGAAUUACAACUGAAUUUCUAGUUACAAACCUCUGUGCUGUCAUUUCCGAUUGUGAUUCUUCUAUGUUUUUUUUUUCUGAAAAUUAGUGAUUGUGUCGGAGUUCUUCAUGGUUUAUGGAUCAUUUCUCAGGUAUGAGAACAAGUGCAGAUUUUUUAAAAAUUUUGUUAUAAGAAUUCAAGCUGCUGGCAGAUUCAUAACCUUGCAUAUAUAACAUGGUUGGUUAUUUAUUUAUUUGAUUGGCGUUCUACUCCGUACUCAAGAAUAUUUCACUUAUACCAUGGCAGCCAGCGUCAUGGUGGGAGGAAACCAAGCAGAGCCCGGGGAAACCCACGACCAUCCGCAGGUUGUUGGGAGAUUUACAGGAUGAGCUGGAAUGAAACUCACAGCAACCGCAUUGGUAAGAGGCUUCUGGAUCAUUGUGACCAGUGUGUUGAGUCACGUCUUAAUUCUCAUGUAUGCCAAACAUUAGAGCCAGUGUUACAGUUAAUACAGAAGGCGAAGGGAAAACUCAGGCUUCCCUGGGAAAUAACAUUUGUAGCUUUAAAUUCAGUAUUUUGAAUGAUUUUUUCCCUUGCCUAAGACAUAUUUCAAAUCUGAAUUUGAAUUUGAGCAUAUUAGACUUAUGAUUGAAAAUGAUAUCUACAUGCAUAGUCUAUGGAAGAACUGAUAAAGCUUGCCCCCUUGGUUAAUAAUUUUUUUU